Molecule: messenger RNA, 1076 nt
Organism: Alternaria alternata
Lineage: Eukaryota; Fungi; Ascomycota; Dothideomycetes; Pleosporales; Pleosporaceae
Exons: 3
Coding region: 187-846 (219 amino acids)
Source: RefSeq, a predicted model, not a curated record
AGGGUUCCGCUGGUGUAAAUGCGGCUGUGCUGCCCGCGGCACGCAUGACUGCUACCAUGUGGUGAAAGUUGGGCUUGAAGGCGCACAUCAGCCCCUCGCUUCGCGCUUUGCUGUUGCGAUUUCCAGCACGAUCACGCCUGUUGGACCGACUCCCAUUCUGCGCGCGGGAUUUGGAUUGGGGAGAAAAUGUCCAGCAUCGCAUCAGACCAUAAUGACCAUUCUUCGGCAACAUCAUCAUCAUCGACAAGCGACGAGCACGACACGUCUCCUGCUGAAUAUGUUGACCCAGCGCCAGGCACCGAUGCCAACGGGUGGCGGAGCAGCGUUGCAGAUGUGAUUGAUCCGGUUGUCGCAGAGGAGGAGGAAGGAAGCAGCGGCGACUAUGGGCUUCAGGGCAAGGAUAAUCAUAUGUUUGUGAACGAAUUCGACGUUGUCACCAUCCACGGUCUUCACGGCCACCGUGAGACAACUUGGCAAGCGCGGGAUGAAUCGAAACGAGGGACAGUCCGUGGACUGAAGGAAUUCGAGCUCGAGCUGGACUUCCGUUUGAUGAAUUAUGGUUACGAUGCUUUCAAGACGCUCUCGAAAGAGGCCAUCACUACGGAGGCAUCAAAGUUACUGCGCACGGUUGCAGAGGCAAGGAAUGCAAAAGACAAGGAUUCGUUCCGCCCGAUCGUCUUCGUUUGCCAUGAUAUCGGAGGCACGAUUGUCAAACAAGUAACAAAUGCCCUUCACAUGGAAAGUGUCAGCCAAAUGACUGCUUCUAGGCUUUGUAUCAAUCCGUCAUGGAUCCAGGAUAUGCCGACAUCGCCGAGUCCACCAAAUGGAUUGUAUUCAACCCCUUGAGGCCAGUCAAUCUUAUGGUACUUGGCUAACGAACCGCGACUUAGAUAUUCAUCGGCUAUCCACACAGAUGGCAUAGCGUCUUCGAUAUGGAAGAGAAGAUUGCACGGCUUUUCUUCUCGGGUUCAAAAUUACCCAAGGGAAAUUCGCUGCUUCAGAUCAAAAGCCUCGCAAGGGCCGUCAUCGAUUGCAAUCUGGCUUUCGUGGAGUCCAAGACUCUUCUAAAGACGGAA